AGAAGAGGCUCAAACUGGUGGAGACCGGUCUCAAAUUUUCUUGAGAUUCUUUUCCAAACUCCACACGAUGUCGUAGAAGAGAGGAGACAGAAAUAGAAUAAAGUCCUCUCAGUAGUGUGUAGUCAAGCCUUCUGCCUGUGAGCCUGCCUGUGAUUGGUUCAGCCAUGGAGGUUCAGAAGGAGUGGUGGAAGACGCAGCUCGCAACCGAUAUUCAUGAGACACUCCGCACCAAGGAGGCAGAACUCCCGCCGUUCAAGGGUCUGUCCCCCCAGUUGGGCUUACGCAGGUAUCUGGUGGACUGGUUGAGCAUCAUUAAUGAGAAGCAGGGUGUCCACUGCACGGCGCUCCACCUGGCCGUGUACCUGCUGGACCAGUUCAUGGACAGCUACGACAUCCAGGAGAGCAGGAUGCACCUGGUGGCCCUGGGCUGUCUACUGGUGGCAUGUAAGUUUGAAGAGGAGGAGAGAAGAGUACCUCGGAUCAAGAAGCUGAACCAGUACGUCCGGGAAGUCUACUCUGAGGAGGAGUACCUGCAGAUGGAGCUGACCAUCCUGAAGUUCUUCCAGUGGAACAUCUCGCUGCCCACCCCAGCACACUUCCUGGACUACUACAUGACAGAGGGGGUGUCACAGUCCGACCUACAUGCAGGGUACCCUGUGUGCUCCGUCAACAAGAGCAGGCUGUACCUGGAGAAGUACUGUCACUACUUCUUGGAGGUGUCCUUACAAGACCAUUGUUUCCUGGUGUUCCGUCCGUCUGUGAUCGCGGCGGCGUGCGUGGCGGCCUCCAGGAUCUGCCUGCACCUGUCUCCGACGUGGACCAGCCGUCUCCAUGGGAUCACCGGGUACCGCUGGGACCACAUCGCGCCGUGCAUCGAGACCAUGCUCAAGGUCCAUGAAAUGGAUGUCAAAGCCACAAAGACAACCAAAGAGACCAAGGACAGCGUCUCCAGUGCCAUGAUGUACGAGAGAGGUAAACACAGUGGCUACAACAGAGGUUACGCUGUCUGCAUAUCAUAGUGGGACCUCCACAUUCUCAGGGUUUAUCAGACGUGCCACUAUGUGUGAACUACUGUGCAAUGACACCACAGGACCAAGCUGCUCCUUUGAUUUCAGAAAGUGUGAAGAUCAUAUGGGUGCUACUGGAAAGUGUACUCAGGAGAGUAGUGUUACAUAGUUUCAUAAAUAUGACAGUACCGGUACUCUAAUACAAUGUUCUAGAUACAUGAAGGAUUAUACGAAUGCAUAUCAAAAGUUAUAUUCCACAUGUUCUUAACCUUACCUCACCGAGGUGGCAUCACUUUCAUCACAGCGUAAGUCAACAGGGAGAAAGUCAAGGAAAAGGGGUAGACUUUUGUUGCAGACCUUGGACUAUUCUUUUGACAUACCAUACCGAUACUUAAACUUAAAGCAUGAGGGAUCUUUUUCUUUUGUGGCAUCUUCAUUCUAUUAUUAAUGAUUAUCUCAGGUGCUCUUUAUUCAUGUUGCAUUUUUGUUGAAAACGUUGCAAAGGUAUGGAAAACAGUUCUCAAGAUUAUUCUACUUCAUGAGAUUGUUUUUGUUCCAAGAUCCUGAAAUGCUUUCAAAUAAGUUUAUAGGUUAUUUCUUUACACUGUAACAUUUGACUGCCCGGUAUAAAGAUGACUCAAAAGCAACUAUGUGGAAGUAGAGUACAGCAUGUGAUGUUCACAUGUAGGUCUUCCAGAAGAUAACACAGAGGAAUUAUCCUGUGCUUUACUCAGAGGUUGUAGAAACAGAGAUAUACUAUAUCAAAGAGUUUAUAUUUUGAAAACGAAGCAAGAAAAAGUGAUACUAGAUCAGUCAUUGUAAAAGAUGGCAAGUAUGACACACUGGUUACUGGUGCUGUACGAAGCCAUGCAGUAGAUAGACUGUUAUUUUGUUGUAAAAGAUUAUUAUUUUUUUGUGUUUCAGCUUAUAUAUGCGUUUAGUCAAGCCUAUGUAUGAUGUAGAAAGUUCAAGAUGGGGAGAUAGCAAAGAAAAGUACUAGUAACUGCUUGACUUAUUGCAGUUCAAGUUUGUUUUCUUUCAAAACAUUUGUUAGUUUAAAAAAACUACAGCAGAAAAGGUAACUUCUGUCUUACCAAAAAGUAUUAUGCCAUUACAAAAAAAAGUGCAAUUACCUGUACUGCACCUGAACUAUAUUCUGUGAAGAACUAAGGGAAAUAUUGUCAGUACAGCAAGACCGUUCAAACUGAGUUUAAGACAUUCAUCGAGCCAUAGAAUAUUCUUUUUAUACAUUUUGGAGUCUUAGUUUCUGGCAAGCAUUACAUUUGCUCUAUUCAUACCGCAUUACAGUUACAUGUAUUUAACUUUGUUGCAUUGUUCUUUUGCAUCUGCAAGUCUAUCCAUUGACCACUUGAAGACAGUAAAAUAAUGCUGGCAUUUUACAGCCUGUAGUCCAGUUUUGUUAACUCUGUGGUGUCCAUGUUUUUGAGUGGAUGGCUGAGUAGUGUGUGUUACUAGUAGCUUGAUCACCCAUGGUGUUGUGAAUGAUUUUUUGUAACAUUAAGGUUUUCAGAAGUAGCUACCUACUGACAAUUGUGUGAUUAAAGAAAAGGAGAUGACAGUUGACAUAUAUGUAUGCCUUAAGACUUGGGUGACACAGGUUCAUGAAGCAACAACUUGUUGCUUCUGGACUGUAGUUAUGGUGAUCCCACUCCAAGUGCAAGGCAAAAAGUGAGACCAGACAAGUUGCUUUAUUUGCCUUUCUAUAGUCCAUUAGAGUUAUACAUAAAAGCAACACCCUUUACAUCAAGCAUAAUGUUUCAAGGACAACUUGCUUUGCCUAUUUAUAUAUCAUAUAGAUCUGGAUCCUGUAAGAUCCAUAACACAGAACUUAGUCCAUCUUUGAUAAUAAUGUGGCAUAUAACCUUCAGUUAUCUUGUGGCUCCUUGAAUAACGAC
Messenger RNA from Branchiostoma belcheri (Belcher's lancelet), 2923 nucleotides. Its product is annotated as cyclin-J-like. NCBI's taxonomy places the organism in Eukaryota, Metazoa, Chordata, Leptocardii, Amphioxiformes, Branchiostomatidae. The record is from RefSeq and is a predicted model, not a curated record. Gene Ontology annotation, cellular component: cytoplasm; nucleus; cyclin-dependent protein kinase holoenzyme complex. The transcript has 6 exons. Bases 165 to 1019 code for a protein of 284 amino acids. Gene Ontology annotation, molecular function: cyclin-dependent protein serine/threonine kinase regulator activity. Gene Ontology annotation, biological process: regulation of cyclin-dependent protein serine/threonine kinase activity; mitotic cell cycle phase transition.